Molecule: messenger RNA, 2265 nt
Organism: Zingiber officinale
Lineage: Eukaryota; Viridiplantae; Streptophyta; Magnoliopsida; Zingiberales; Zingiberaceae
Product: 3beta-hydroxysteroid-dehydrogenase/decarboxylase-like
Exons: 12
Coding region: 189-1724 (511 amino acids)
Biological process (GO): steroid biosynthetic process
Molecular function (GO): 3-beta-hydroxy-Delta5-steroid dehydrogenase (NAD+) activity
Source: RefSeq, a predicted model, not a curated record
GUGGUUGGACUCGGGUCGGUUUGGUUUAACACUGGUGUGACAGAGUGGAUGCCUCUCGCUAAUAUGGUAGUCCCUUAAUGCCGUAAAGACGGUAACAAACGGCGUCCUUCCCGAUCCCAUCGUCAUCGUCCCCGUCGAUCGAGGCCAUUAUCAAGGGUUGGCACUUGGAGCGAAGCGACAGAUUGAGGAUGGGCGGCGGCGGAGCGGAGCGAUGGUGCGUGGUCACCGGCGGCCGUGGCUUCGCUGCCCGGCACUUGGUCGAGAUGCUUCUCCGCUCUGACGACUGGUGCGUCCGCGUCGCUGAUCUCGCACCGUCCAUCUCGCUUGAGGCCCACGAGGAGGCCGGUGUCCUAGGCCGCGCACUCCGAUCUGGCCGCGCCGCCUACGUGUCCGCCGAUCUCCGCAAUAAGGCACAGGUCGUUAAAGCAUUUGAAGGAAUUGAAGUUGUCUUUCACAUGGCUGCUCCUGAUUCAUCUAUCAACAACUACCAGCUUCAUUUCUCUGUGAAUGUUGAUGGUACCAGAAAUGUUAUUGAUGCGUGUAUUGAAUGCCAAGUGAAGAGACUAAUCUAUACUAGUUCUCCUAGUGUGGUGUUUGAUGGUGUUCAUGGAAUUUUCAAUGGGGAAGAAUCACUUCCAUAUCCAGAGAAGUUCAAUGAUUCAUAUUCAGAGACUAAAGCAGAAGGAGAAAAAUUGAUUUUAAAAGCUAAUGGCAGGAAUGGGCUUUUGACAUGUUGUAUAAGACCUAGCAGUAUAUUUGGCCCUGGUGACAGAUUGUUGGUGCCUUCACUAGUUGCUGCUGCAAAGGCUGGCAAGAGUAAGUUUAUCAUUGGUGAUGGGAAUAAUCUGUAUGACUUCACAUAUGUAGAAAAUGUGGCAUAUGCCCAUAUAUGUGCUGAGCGCACUCUAUCCUCUGAAGAAGGUGCUAAGCAAGCUGCAGGGCAGGCCUAUUUCAUAACAAAUGGAGAACCAAUAAAAUUUUGGGAAUUCAUGUCAUUAAUACUAGAAGGUCUUGGAUAUGAAAGGCCAAAUAUCAAACUUCCUGUUUCUUUUAUGAUGCCAAUUGCUCACUUGGUAGAAUGGACAUACAAGAUCUUUUCACAGUAUGGGAUGCCUGUGCCCCAGCUGACACCUUCAAGAAUUAGACUUUUGUCAUGCAAUAGGACUUUCAGCUGUUCAAAAGCUAAAGAUCAUAUUGAUUAUGAGCCUAUUGUGUCUCUUAAGGAUGGUAUCCAAAGAACAAUUGAGUCAUGCUCUCAUCUUAAAGCUGAGCAGAAAAAGAGAACUUCUAAAGUUUAUACCUAUUUGGGUGGUGGAAAAGUUGCUGACACACUUCUUUGGAAGGAUAAGAAACAAUCAUUCACAAUGUUGCUUCUGUUUGUUGCCCUAUAUAACUACUUUUUCGCAAAUGGAUAUACAAUGAUUACAGCAGUGGCAAAGCUAGUCUCAGUUGUUGCAUUGUUCUUGUUUAUUCAUGGCGCUUUGCCUUCAAAAAUAUUAGGGUAUAAUAUUCAGAAAUUGUCACCUUCGUAUUUCGAAUUGUCAGAAGAGCAGGCACGUAGGCAUGCUCAUUCAGCUACCCAUAUAUGGAACAAUGGAAUUGUCAUAUUGCGCUCACUUUGCAAGGGAAAGGAUUGGGCAUUGAUGUUUAAGCUGAAGGGGGGUCCAGAAAAUAUUUGUCUUGUGUGGAAAUCAAACAGGUGGUUUUCUUGUUAUUAUUUCUGAAUGUCCUUGGAUACAUGUCGCCGCAGACAAUCUAUAAAUUAGGGCUUGCUAUAGCUUUCUUUGGUUUGUAUGUUUAUGAUAGAUGGGAAGAUGAGAUCGACAAGCAUAUUAAGGAUGCAUACUCCCAUGUCAGAAAGUUGACAUCGAAGGUUCCCCGAGGCCCUUGAGGCACUAGUGAUGUUGGCCACUGCUGGUUUUGUCUGCAGAAUUUGAUUACAUCAUGUUCCAACUUUGCUUAGACGGAGGGAGCUUGAACUCAUCUGGGAACUUUGCUGCAUAAUAUUUUCUCAAUGAUGGGUCCUUUGUUGAACUUUACCCAAUCAUGGUAGAACUGUGCAUUUUCAGGGCACUUGUUUUAUGGUUGCCCUUUGCAAAUUCUUCUAUCAAGUGUUUUCUUUUAUUUGGAAAACAAAGGCCCAGAUACAUGGAUGCGAAGUAGAGGAAAACAAAAGAAACUAUUAGAGAAGAAUUUGAGGGAUGAAAUGUGUUUUGCUAUGAAGGUAUAAGUUUUUUCAAUCAAGUGGUUUCUUUGAAAGCAAAA